This is a messenger RNA of Lachancea sp. 'fantastica', 1194 nucleotides long. The record is from the annotation of a GenBank genome assembly. Lineage: Eukaryota; Fungi; Ascomycota; Saccharomycetes; Saccharomycetales; Saccharomycetaceae.
AUGGGGCAGCUUUUAUCGCAUCCAUUGACGGAAAAGACGAUUAUCUACAAUGAAUACGAGAAUUUCCCUCACUAUCUGCAGAGACAUCGUCUAGUGCACAGAUCCAAGCCGAAUUCGGGCCAAGAAACCAGGAAAACCCCGCAAUUUUUCAACUGUGUGGGCUCAAUGCAGGGAUAUCGACUCACACAGGAAGAUGCACAUCUGGUGGCGAACUGUGACAGUGUUUUGAGCGUGGGAUUCUACGAUCCGUUCAAGAACGCGGAAGAAAAACUGCAAAUUUCGUUUUUUGGGGUCUUUGACGGACAUGGUGGGAGUGAAUGCUCGCAAUUUGUGAGCUCUGAAGAAGACCGGGAAGAAGGCAUAAGCAAGUGGAUCAAAUUCGCGUUUGAAACUCACGAGUAUGGAGCCCGUGACGUUGUGCCCAAAUCAGACAGAAAGUUUGCUCGUUUAUUUAACACCAUUGAAGGGCUAAUUUCCCAAAUCUUGAAGGAUGCGUUUUUGCUGCAAGAUCGGGAAUUGUAUUGUCAUUUUGCCAAAGAAUCGUGCGGCACAACGGCUAUUGUGGCACUGGUCAUCAAUGGGGAAAUGAUCUAUGUUGCCAACGCAGGAGAUUCACGAUGUGUGCUUUCCACCAAGGGCGGAGGUGUCAAGACGUUUUCCUUCGACCACAAACCUCAGCACAUAGGAGAGCUGGUCAGAAUAAACGAUGACGGCGGCACUGUGUCUUUGGGCAGAGUCGGUGGAGUUCUGGCACUAAGCCGGGCUUUUGGCGACUUUCAAUUCAAGACCAGUGUUUCGUACAAGAAUAAUAAUUCUGGGCUGUCUGCUGCUCAGAAAUACGUGGCACCGGCUCAAGAAUCACAAGUUACUGCAGAACCAGACGUCUUACCACAUCGUAUAAGCUACGACCGCGAUGAGUUCCUGAUUCUGGCUUGUGAUGGGAUUUGGGACCUUUACAGUAACAAGAAUCUCAUUCAAUUCAUAAAGUAUCAUCUAGCACUUGGACAAAAGCUGGACGACAUUGUUACUAAACUGCUCGAUCACGGUAUAAACUCUGCAGACAGCAACACCGGAGUGGGGUUCGAUAAUAUGACUAUAAUAAUUGUUGUUCUUAAUCGACCGGGUGAAACGCUCGCCGAUUGGUAUAACAAAAUGAAAACCCGGUUGGAACGGGAAAAGGGUUUAAUUGCAUGA